GUCCCUCGACGAUCGCCUGCUCUCCCCUACUUUUCUUCCCUCCCUCGAGUUCGAUGAGAUCGUCACUCCGCGCUGCCUGCUUCUCAGUGCGGUGACAGCGCUGGUAAACAUGGCGUCUGAAGGGAUGAUUUUAACAAACCACGACCACCAAAUUCGAGUAGGAGUCCUCACAGUAAGCGACAGCUGCUUCAGAAACCUUGCUGAAGACCGCAGUGGAAUAAACCUCAAGGACCUUGUUCAUGAUCCGUCUCUGCUGGGAGGAAUCAUAUCGGCCUACAAAAUCGUGCCAGAUGAAAUAGAUGAAAUUAAGGAAACCCUGGUGGACUGGUGUGAUGAGAAGGAGCUGAAUCUGAUCCUGACUACUGGGGGAACGGGGUUUGCACCACGAGAUGUCACGCCAGAGGCCACGAAGGAAGUGAUCGAGAGGGAAGCCCCUGGAAUGGCCCUCGCCAUGCUGAUGGGAUCGCUCCAUGUCACCCCCCUGGGAAUGCUGUCCAGGCCGGUGUGUGGGAUUAGAGGGAAAACUCUCAUCAUCAACCUGCCAGGCAGCAAAAAAGGAUCACAGGAGUGCUUCCAGUUCAUUCUGCCUGCCCUACCGCACGCCAUUGAUUUACUGCGGGAUGCCAUUGUGAAAGUGAAAGAGGUCCACGACGAGCUGGAGGACCUGCCCUCCCCCCCUCCGCCCCUCUCCCCUCCCCCCACUACUAGCCCACACAAGCAGACAGAGGACAAGGGGGUGCAGUGCGAGGAGGACGAGGAGGAGAAGAAGGACAGCGGGGUGGCGUCCACCGAAGACAGCUCGUCAUCUCAAAUCACCGCCGCCGCCAUCGCAGCCAAGAGUCAGCAUGCCGAUACCAUUCCCGCUGUUGUCAUGGCAAAAGGUGGACAAUCCUUUCCCGGCCUCAUCACUCAUUCCUGUCAUUCCACAUGCAACAGAGAUGCAGGGGAACCGAUCCCCGAUUCCAUCAUCUCACGCGGAGUCCAGGUGCUCCCCAGGGACACCGCCUCUCUGAGCACCACUCCUUCGGAGUCGCCCCGCGCACAGGCCACCUCACGCCUCUCCACCGCUUCCUGUCCCACGCCAAAACAAAUUAGACUGCCGGACGAAAUCAAAGGAGUUGCUAAUAGAGUCGGAUCCCUCAAACUCCACCGCAAGCUGGAGGAGCUCAGGGAUCACCUAGAAGGCAAUGUGAAGGGGGGCUGCUCGCUCAGAGUAAAUGCUCGGCUCCCUUCCUGCUCCUCCACCUAUAGUGUUUCUGAGCUUCAUUAUAGGUUGGAAGGUCUAAAAGAUGAACUGGGGACCCACAGGAGCUACGACUCGCGAGUGCAGUCCAGGUGCAGCAGUAAGGAGAAUAUCCUGAGAGCCAGUCACAGCGCAGUCGAUAUCACCAAGGUGGCCCGGAGACACCGCAUGUCGCCGUUCCCGCUCACCUCCAUGGACAAGGCCUUCAUCACCGUGCUGGAGAUGACGCCCCUGCUUGGCACUGAAAUCAUCAACUACCGAGGUACAAAGACAGAGAAGAGAAUGGGUGAUAAUGCCGCAGUUUUACUCUUGCAUCAUACAGAUGGAAUGGGCCGAGUCCUGGCGCAGGAUGUGUAUGCGAAGGACAACCUGCCCCCCUUCCCAGCGUCCGUCAAGGAUGGCUAUGCUGUACGAGCUGCUGAUGGGCCGGGGGAUCGUUUUAUCAUCGGGGAAUCUCAGGCUGGUGAGCAGCCCACUCACACAGUGAUGCCAGGUCAGGUGAUGCGCGUCACGACUGGCGCCCCCAUCCCCUGUGGCGCUGACGCAGUGGUGCAGGUAGAAGACACAGAGCUCCUACGAGAAUCAGAUGACGGUACAGAGGAGCUGGAGGUCCGGAUUCUGGUUCAAGCUCGUCCAGGACAAGACAUCAGACCCAUAGGCCAUGACAUUAAGAGAGGGGAGUGCGUGCUGGCGAAAGGAACCCACAUGGGCCCCUCAGAGAUUGGUCUCCUAGCAACGGUGGGGGUCACAGAAGUGGAGGUUCAGAAAUUCCCAGUGGUGGCGGUCAUGUCAACAGGGAACGAGCUGCUGAAUCCAGAGGAUGACCUCCACCCAGGCAAGAUCCGGGACAGUAACCGGUCCACCCUCCUCGCCACCAUCCAGGAGCACGGCUACCCAACCAUCAACCUGGGCAUCGUCGGAGACAAUCCUGACGACCUUCUCAACGCUCUGAACGAGGGAAUCAGCCGCGCUGACGUCAUCAUCACCUCAGGGGGCGUGUCUAUGGGGGAGAAGGACUACCUGAAGCAGGUGCUGGAUAUCGAUCUUCACGCUCAGAUUCACUUCGGACGAGUGUUUAUGAAACCUGGUCUCCCAACAACUUUUGCCACUGUGGACAUCGACGGUGCUAGGAAACUAAUCUUUGCCCUACCAGGUAGUUUCAGCUUCAGAGACACAAGCUCCAUCCUCCUUGACACCUCUGUGCCACCACAGCAUGCAGAGCCGAGCAAGCAAGCCCCUGCUGCUACUCGUGGAAGUAAUCCGGUGUCUGCAGUGGUGACCUGUAAUCUCUUUGUCAUCCCAGCGUUGAGGAAGAUGCAGGGGAUCUUGGACCCCCGGCCCACUAUUAUCAAAGCCAGGUUAUCAUGUGACGUCAAACUAGACCCUCGCCCUGAAUACCACCGCUGCAUACUCACCUGGCAUCAUCAAGAACCACUGCCUUGGGCACAGAGUACAGGGAACCAGGUGAGCAGUCGUCUGAUGAGCAUGCGCAGCGCGAACGGACUGCUGAUGCUACCUCCAAAGACAGAGCAGUAUGUGGAGCUUCACAAGGGGGAGGUGGUGGACGUCAUGGUGAUAGGCCGACUAUGAUGUCACCGGCAGGAGGGGGAGUGGCUACGGUGCAUGUCCACAUAUCAUUGACUGUAUCCUGUAAUAUGCAACGGCACAGCUAGUUUUUAUUGAUUUGGAUAAAGUUGAUCAGUAUAGUCGACAUCUUGAAGACAAAAAUAAAAUAAACAACGGGGGGGGGGGACUAUUUCAAAGAGAGUUAAAAAAAAUAUAUAAUAACUUUUAAGAAAAAUCUUUUAAGAAAAUAAAUACAUUAUAAAAUAAAAUAAAUUUAUUCUGUAAUAUAUUAAGGCAACUUUUUUCUCUUUCAUAGCAAUUGCUUUGUGUGUUCAAUGCUAGGUCUGAUAGCGGUAGCUUUUAAUAGAAGCUGUAGGUGCCUGCGAACUUGUGUUUUUUUUCUCAUCUUUAAAAAAAGAAAAAAGAAAAAAAAAAACCUGCAGAUACUUAGGCUGUCUGCUUCCUUUAUGCUAGCUUAGAUGACAUGGCUAAUUCCCUUAUUAGUAUGCUUCAUAAUUGCUUCACAAAGAGCUUUGCUUGUUCUUUAUCUUGUAACUUGUGUUCAUGUGCACAGUGCCAAAAGACAAGAGGCUGCAGCGUGCGACCCUGGUGGCACCAAACCAGCUGCCAUGUUUGGGAAGCAUCCCAGCAGCCACCUGGCUCCGCGCUGCGCAGUGACCUGAUUGGCUGACAACACUGGAACAUCCUUUUAUUUGAAUAAAGAAACAACUUGCUUCCUUAAGUGCUGACAGCCUUUUUAACCAAUUAAUCAAAAACAAACAAAAAAAGAAAAAAAUACAAUGUACAGAAAUAACAAAAAAAGAAAUAAUAAAAUAAAGCGUGAUCUUGUACAGAGAAUAGUGAACCAGCAUCCAUGUUAACAAGCAAUGAGAGAUUCAACAAAUUCUGUACUAUAACGUUUUCUGUUAUGAUAUUGAAACAAAAAAAAAUUACAAAUAAAAAAAUCCUUGAUCAUUAUGUAAAACUUUCCGUUGUCA
Messenger RNA from Acipenser ruthenus (sterlet), 3807 nucleotides. RefSeq names its product gephyrin. The record is from RefSeq and is a predicted model, not a curated record. Lineage: Eukaryota; Metazoa; Chordata; Actinopteri; Acipenseriformes; Acipenseridae. Gene Ontology annotation, molecular function: molybdopterin molybdotransferase activity. Gene Ontology annotation, cellular component: postsynaptic specialization; cytoplasm; dendrite. Bases 110 to 2833 code for a protein of 907 amino acids. The transcript has 29 exons. Gene Ontology annotation, biological process: postsynaptic neurotransmitter receptor diffusion trapping; molybdenum incorporation into molybdenum-molybdopterin complex; establishment of synaptic specificity at neuromuscular junction.